Molecule: messenger RNA, 1323 nt
Organism: Mucor mucedo
Lineage: Eukaryota; Fungi; Mucoromycota; Mucoromycetes; Mucorales; Mucoraceae
Exons: 3
Coding region: 4-1236 (410 amino acids)
Biological process (GO): signal transduction
Source: RefSeq, a predicted model, not a curated record
ACCAUGUAUUAUUCAUUUGAUUUCGCAGCAAACAUCACACAUCUUUGCAUUGAUGAAAUACGCUUUAGAGGUUUACAAGAGCGCAAGAUAUUUAAGAAAUCAUUACCCAAUAGUGGACUAUUAAUAAAGGUCUUUAGCAAAAAGACCUUUACAAGCGAAGAUCUACGCCAUGUUCAUAUCCACUCGGUUGCCACACUUAUGCAGGCUGCUCUUUGGAGUACUCAUGAUCGUAUCAUUUCUCGAAAAGCAUGGAGAACAAUAAAUUAUCAGACGUGCACAUUAUCUAGUUUAUCAUCGGUCAUUACUAGUAAAGCCGAGCAGUUAUUGAUCGACAUAUUGGAUUUUCUUGUGGAACUAAUGCAGUAUAAAAGUUUAAAUUUGAUGGAUGCCUAUAACUUGGGCGAUGCUCUUGGAAAAGUCGUUUUAGGGCCAGCAGACUGUGGUCCAAUCAUACAAGAGAAAGCGGGGCAUUUUCUAACACGAAUGAUUAUUGAGCACGCAAAGAUUUAUCAUCAAAAGCAAUCUCAGCAAGUGAUCCGCCGGAUCGAUUCAGGUUUUGAUUAUUCCGUAUCCUCUUCUUGCCAUAGUUUUUAUACAGAACAUAAGCCAUUAUGUAAGACACAAGGUACCCAGGCAAGAGCGAAAUUUUAUAAUCGUGUGGUAUCAAGAACACGAGGAUUUGAUUGGAUAGACAAUACUAUCGGAGUUCAAAAAUUAUUGGAUAACGAUUACGAUUAUGCCCCUGAACCACCUGAGAAGCCUUGGAUAUCUAUAUUCACAUCUACUGAUUUACUUUUAAACCCUCACAAAGAUAUGUUGGCAUCUCCAAUAUUAUACCGUAUACUCAAAGAGGCAUCAAAACCACCCGAGAUUGUCUCUUCGGAUCCGUUUGCAGCAUCUUACCUAUUCAAUGCAGCCAAAGUCUUUUGGGCUGAACGACAGAUACGUGAGGCAUUUACUGAGUUCAUCCCACACCAGUCGAAUACCAAUAAUCUUAUCUUACAAGAUGAUAGGUCGAAUCCACUAAAGAAGAUUAAUCAUUCAAUCUCGCAUCUAAAAUUAAAUAUUAAAAAGUACCGAUCCAAACAUGACCUACUGGAGGAUAGUUUUAUCAGUGAAGACACAAUUGUGGAAGAACCUUAUACAUCGUCAAAUAAUAUGAAGAGCGUCAUGAAAAAGAUGAUUAAAUUAGGUGGCGUCCAAGGCAAAGAUCGCAAAAAUAAAAUUAUGGCUUAAUUAUUAUUGUUUGACGUCGGACUAAUAAUUAUGUGUAAACAUCCCAUUUUAAUUUAAUAAUAAAAAAAAAAAACUUUAAUAAUGCAC